Molecule: messenger RNA, 342 nt
Organism: Adineta ricciae
Lineage: Eukaryota; Metazoa; Rotifera; Eurotatoria; Adinetida; Adinetidae
Source: the annotation of a GenBank genome assembly
AUGGCUAAUCGUUUUCAAUCGCCUCAUCUCCUUUGGUGGAUCAUUAUUGGUAGUGGAAUUACCAUCGUGUUUCUUUUAGCUUAUCUUCCAUCGCUGUUACCAUUGCAAAGUUUAGGAGGUCUCGGUAGUUCCCUCUCUUCGUUGAUGGUAACCUAUCACGCUCUUUUUGUCGUUGUUUUUUGGUCGACGGUGAUUGCUCAUAUGUAUGAAGCAGUUGUUGCUCGUCGAAUUUGUCAACAACUUCGUCUUGAUCAACAAUCGACUUUCUUAUGGAUGAUACAAACAUUCAUUCUAGGUUUUCCUUCAUUGAUGAUACUCAAAGGAUAUGCUCGACAACGUUGA